Stegodyphus dumicola is the source of this 8873-nucleotide messenger RNA. It is a transcript of the gene tweek, whose product is annotated as transmembrane protein KIAA1109 homolog tweek. Gene Ontology annotation, biological process: synaptic vesicle endocytosis. The record is from RefSeq and is a predicted model, not a curated record. NCBI's taxonomy places the organism in Eukaryota, Metazoa, Arthropoda, Arachnida, Araneae, Eresidae.
AUGUGGGGAAAGCAGCACCAAGGAAAUCUGGAAAUUACUCACUGGCCUCAUGCCAUUGUUAAACGAAUGGACAAAAAUUUUAUUAUUGAGAUAAAUGAUAAAAAGAUUACAGUUUCAGUUGAUCACUUAAAACCAGCAUAUAUAUUUUCAGAACAUAUAGAUACACCUUUAAUUCCUCAGAUUCCACAUCAGAAAGUCUGUGGAGACUCAAACAUUGCUUCAAAACAAGAAACAAAUGCUGUUCAUAUGAAUGUUGGGCAAGGAUCUUAUCUAGAAAUUACGGUGCCAUGGCGUAUAACUGAAGAAGGUUAUUCUACUAGAAUAAACGGCCAACUGUUACAUCUUGAAGCUUCAACAAGUUUGCAAUAUCGAUCAUUAGUAGAAAGUGAAACACUUGAGUUUGAUGUGAGGGUUAAAUAUCCUCAAGUAUGGAAUGACCAUCAAACAUGGAACUGUAGUCUGACAGGAUGUAAAGCUACUGUGCAUCUAAUUUAUGCUCAUAAGUACUUUUUUCACGCUCUUAUGGAAGACUGGGCUUCUAAAUCACGUCCUGAUAUUCUUCAUUUUGUGCCUUAUACAUGGCAUUUUAGUUUGAUUUUAAAGGAGUUUGAAUUAAUAACUGUUGCAAAUGAAUAUAACUGGAUUGAUUGCUCAUCUCAGCACCAAGAAAAUACUUAUAUCGCUGUAUGUGGUGAACAAUUUGAAUUGUCCUUUGAUUUGCCAUUUAAUGAGUAUCUUCCUCCUACUGUUGCUCUGAAAUUUUGGAUUCAGGGUGAAAGUUGUGAUAUGAGCAUGUAUCCUGAUGUGAAUACAAAUAAAGAUAUUAUACUUAUGCUUGAAAAGUGUUCAAAGUUAACCUCCAGAGAUGGUUCUCCUGCAGUUUCUGAUAAUUGCAGUAAAAAGUGGCGAAAUAUGGCUAAAUUAAGUGCUGGAUGGGUAGACUGCUGGUCUGUUCCUAUUGUUGCUUUGAGUAUUGCUUAUGUGUAUCAUCCUGCUCCUCCAUGUGGUCCUUCAGGUUUAGAUUUAGAUAUCACUACACCAGAAAAAGAAGAAAUUCUUUUGUCACCUAUAAGGCCUAAUGGUUCUCAAAAUCAAAAAAAAAAUUUAUAUUGUAGAAAUCCAGAAUUUGACCCUUUAACUCUAACUGCUGAUACUGUUCAUCUGGAAUUAGAAAUUGGACCUUCUGUUUUAAAACUAUACGGCUGUCUUCUUCGAAAUUUGAUUCAUUUAAAGGAAAACUAUUUUGGCGAGACUCAAAAGUUUUUUGAAUUUGAUUCUCCUAUUAUCACACCUAAUCAAGUACAGUUACCGUGUAAUAAAGACAGUGAUACCAAAGAAUUUGAUCCUCGAGUUUAUCGUCCUUUUGAAGUCACUGUGUCUGUAACUAUGCAUGAUAUUCAAGGCCAUAUUAUGAAGUGUUGCAAUGAAAGUGAUCCUCCAUGUCCUAGUUUGUAUUUGGAGCGGUUAGCUUUCGAAAUACACAAGACAUAUGAAGAAACUGUGCUUCAGUUACUGCUGUCACCCUUGAUUUUAAGUUCUGUGGACACAGUAGAGAGAUCAGAAAGUCAUAGUCAUUUAAAAGAUGGUCAUGUUGUUGUCUCUUCUAUCCAAGUCAGAGGCCAUGCUAUGUUUUCUAGUGUUGACAGACCUUUAGAUAGUGAAACACUUGAAUAUGCUUGGCUUGUUGAAAUAUUAGUUGGGGAUAUUACGGGCAGGCUUACCGUUCCACAGAUUUAUCAUACAGUAACAGGCUUUGAAUUGUUUGUAUUUCAAGUUCAGCAAGCUGAUUGUGACCUUCAGCCUCCUCAUGCAUUUAAGUUAUGCCAACAUGAUAUACCCCAGUCUCUCUGCUCGCAAACAACUUCUUGUUUGCCAUGUCCUAGUCCAGAUGAUAUUAAGUACAGAAUGACUAGACUUUCUGUGGAUGCUUUGGAUAUAUGUGUUGUUGAAAGUGGAACCGCUAUUGAAAUUGAGGCUUAUCCUGUCCGUCUUGCAACAUGUAAUCUGCAUGGAGGGGAUACAGUUUCUGGCUUGAGCAUGCUUCUUCAUCAUGUACAGUUUAAACAGUAUGCAAGAAUAAGUUCAAACUUAGUUUGCUCUUCAGCUUACAGUAUAGUUAGUCAUGGGCAAGCAUCCCAACAGAGUUCUGCAUCUGAAAUCUGGUUAGAAGUUGGGGGAUUUAGUCUUGGGCCAAUACAUAUAGAUUCAGCUACAUCGCAAAUAAAAAAGGAUGAAUGUAUUCAGCAAGAAAUUUUUUUAAAAGUGCAUGAUGCAAAGAGGAAAAAAUUGUGGUUUCUAUGGCCAGAUGUUGAAUCUGUUCCUCAUAUAGUUUAUGGGAAAUGUGGGUGUGUUGGUGGCUGUGCAUUUUUUGGAAGCAAUCGAAAUGGUCCAUAUUUUUUUUCUGUUAAUAAUCAUCUCGAUGAUGUUGGACUUGUCUCAGCAAAAUAUCAUAUUAGUUCAGAUAGCAAUCUGGGAUAUGGAGAAAGUAUGUUGCACAGAGGACAUUUUGUGUUUGAUAUUCCUGAAAAUCCACAUGUUCAUGGUACAAUCUAUAGUCCUAGUCAUUCUGAAAAAUCUUUCAUCGCUACUGAGAAUUCUACUUUUAACAGUGGAAGCAAAAGUCAUGAUAUGGCAACAUCAAAGUCUUCAGAAACAGAAUCACAAUUUAUUUCCAGAGGACAGAGUGCGUUUUCUGAAAGCUUUCUAGAUGAUAAAGUAUUUUUCAACCAAAAUAAAAUUAUCAGUGAAAAUAUUGCUGAAAAUGCCCAAAGUUGUGACUCAAAUUUUGCCUCACUUACUAGAGAACACAGGUAUAGUCAAAUGCGUGGCAUCAAAAGACAAUUCAGUAGUCCAACCCAUAUGUCCAUGCCAUCUAGUUCAUCUAUAGUGUCUUCUUAUCAGAUAUCCAUGGCCCAGUCUGCUCCUGUAUCAGGAAAACAUGAACGGAAAAUACCAGUGAAGAAUGAAGAGUGGAGAAACACUUUUGAAAACAGUGUUAAUCAUAUACCAUUGGUUAGAGAAGGAAGUGUGAGUCCAGGCUUAUCCCAAAAUAGGUACAGUUCUCGUUUUUCUUUAAAUACAUGUCCCAAUGGUAGAGGUGAAAAUAGUGGAUCUCGGCAUUCUCUUGCAAGCAUUGCUGCUCGCAGUUACUCACCUCGAUCUGUUCGUAGAGCAGCAUCAACUGAAUCUACACAUUCUACAGAAAGCUUUUUCUCAGCUGAUGAAGAUGCUAUAUCUUCUGUGGACACAACAGAUACUACUACUUCUGAUGACACUCAUGCAGAUGAGGAAAAGCGUCAUAUUGUCAUUAAAAAUGGAAAUAAUUCUGUUGACAGGAAAGUUUCAGCAGCUCAAAGAUCUCUUCAUGAUAUUCAAGAAACUCCAUCUCAGCAAUCGAGUGACAGUGAUCUACAUGUGACUGUUUUACAAAGGACUCCCUCAUGUGGAAAUCACCAUGACCCUUCUGAUUCUAAUUCCAUAUCAAGUACAUCUUUUCUUUCUGCAAUGUCUUCUCAGGAAGAUAUUGCUCUAGUUGAUUUGCAUAAUCAGAUGGACAAGCCCAUUAUUGAGUCCCCUCUGUUAAUGUCAUGUUAUAUGGCUCAUAUGACUCAACUGCAAUGUCAUCAUUGGUUUCAACAUCCACCUUUGCCUCACCUAGUUCAUCAGACAGAUGAUAAUCAUAAUGGAACAAGUAAAGAUUUUAUUUUUCAUCGGGUGCAUUCAGCAUGGAAGCCAAAAUUCAUACCUCUGACAGAAGGGUUUACUUCUAUACACAUGGUGGAUAAAAACAAAGUUUCUAGUUAUCACCAGAAAUUUGGACAUACUCAGAAAUCCACGUCAGCACAUUCUGAAGAAGAAUUCCAGCCAGGUUCUUUUCAUCAGGAAAUGAAAAAAGAUGAUUAUGGGACCAGUGAUUAUAGCACAAAAAAUGCAUCAAAAAUCGUUUUAGUAAUAAAAUUAAGUGGAGAUAUGCACUUCAUGAUUUCCCCAUUACUGGUUGAAAGUCUGAGAAGUUUUAUUGAUAUUCUUACACCAACAUUGGCUCAACUUCAUCCUCUUACAAUCGUAAAUCAUCUGCAUGUGCUGUGCUCUCGUGAUGUUCAACAAAAUAAUCAGCUUAAGAAGGAAAAAGUUCUUCAUUUAAGCCAACUUCGUGCACAGAUCUUGGAAAAGUAUAAAAAGAGGCCUAUCAACAGCAAUGGAAAAAAUCUUGAUGGUAGCUCAGAAAAUCUUGGAAAUAACUAUGAAGAGAUGCGCAUAAAUCAUACAAGAACACUUAUAAAAAUUGCUAAGGUAAAUAUCAGUAUUAUGCAGGCAUCAAUAGUAGAGGAAGUAAUUGCUUUUUCUGCCUUGGAUAACUUAAAGGAUUUAACUUGUGUUUCUCUUCUUUCUGUUUGUGUUGAUAAUACAUUAAUUCAGCUAUCCCACAGUUGUCAAGCUAAAAAAGUUAUUCAGACAUUUACUGAUUAUUGUAAUGGUAGCAUUGCUCGUUCUAAGAUAAGUGAGCGUUCAGCAAAGAAAGUGAAAACUGAUUCGCUUCCCACCGAAUUAUUGACUGUAGAGACCAGUGAGACUCAGCAGGAAGAAACCAUUUUGUCUGCUUCAGUUACUUGUGUUCAUUGCCAGUUGCGCAGGUUAAAGAAUAAUAGUAGCAUUUUGAAAGAAGCAAUGCUUACUGUGAUACCUUAUCAUAGAAGUAAAGUUGAAUUUACUUUUGAAAAUUACUGCUUUUUAGGAAGACAGCUGUCUAAGCAAAGUGAAAAACAAGAUUCUAUUUUAGAUUCAGAGUGGAAUCAAUAUUUGGAUGAAGAAAAGAUGGGAUUUAUAAUGUUUGAGUGUGGCCUUGAGGAUAUAGGUAUCAAAUUUGUGAAACGAUGGGGGUAUGAUUCUCCAAAAUGUAUGGAAUUAGAUGGCAAUAAUUAUAACCUUAAAUCAGGAAAUGAAGUUAGGGUAUCUGCAAAAAAGCCAUGUGUUACAACUGACUUACCAUCUCCUUCCAGACAUAGUCAUAGAUCUUCCAAUGUUGAUGAACACACACACUGGGAUACUAAAAUGUCUUUUCCAUCAUGUGUAUCUGAGUGUGGAAGCUUUAGCAGUUCUGAUGGAAGCAAAUCCAUAGUAAAUCAGCAAAAUUUAAAGGGAGAUGCUUCUUCUUUUAUCAUUGAAUUGAAAACUGUUUGGUUCAAUUUUGCAGCUCCUCCAAGGACACCCAAUACAAGAAAAAUUGAUUUUACCAGAUUGGACUGGCAUUUGUUGAGUACUGCUACACCGUCUAUAAAUGCAUGGCUGAAGCCAAGUGACCGCCUUGUUGUGUCUGUUCGCAAAAUGGCUAAAGAAGCUGGUCAGAGGUCAGCUGCUGCAAUGGCUUGUCUUAUGGCAGAAGCUUUAGAAGUUCAGAGUAUACAUAUGCCAAUAAAGAGUAAGUACCUGGCAUACAAGCUAUCUCCUUUAGCUAAGACCCUUCAAGAAGAUCCUUCCUGUCAACUGUUAAUGGUAUUGAGAAGAUAUUUGAAGCAAGUUGAUAUUGAAACUGUAGAAGAAAAUUUAGUGGCUGAAUGUAUACCUCCUACAAAAACUUUAUACCGUGGCCUUAUAGCUUUAAGUCGGCAAUGGAAAAAUGUUCUUUAUAUGCCUUUUCUUGUUGAACAAAAUAUUAGGUUUCGUAAAAAUAUGAGACCUUUAAACAUAUCAUUUUCAGCUCCUAAAAUUGAUGCCAUGCUUUCCAGCCAUGAAGAUGUUGAUAAAGUGUCUCUUGAUGAAUGUGAAGUUACCGAUGAAACAACUAACUUAUUAAUUGCUGAAGGUGGAUCUUUAACAGUUGGUCAGGGACCAAAGGUCAUGUCAACCCAAGGUACUCCUCCUAUAAAGUCAUAUUCCAGUCCUGAAACUGGAUCACAUUCUAGCAGCAGUCAGCAGGAACUAACUGAAGAAGCUGUGAGUAGUGGAUCUGGACCCAAUAAAACAAGAAGGAAACUUCCGAGUUAUCCUCCUCGCACUUCUAGAGCCAGUGUUGCAUUUCCUCUCUUAGGUGGCCCCCUUGAUUCUCCUGGGCGUUAUGCUGAUGGUAUGAAUGGGAAAACCAACGGUUUCGUUUUACAUCAGUAUGGUUUAAAUGCUAUUUCGAAACUGAAACGAAAUGACAGCAGACAUAGUCUAAAAUCUACGACUUGGAGUUUGUCUAGUAUUGAGCCAAAUUUACAGUCCUCUGUUUUUGGCACACCACAAAAAGGUUUUGCUAAUGGAGAUAUGGAUCAAGUUGAUGAAGAUUUAUAUAAUUGGAUGGCAAGGCAGCAAGAUUAUAUUCGAAAUACAAACAAUCAAAAAAGGUUGGAACAUGCUCACUUAGAUUCCAAAAAGAGUACAUUUGCAACAGAAAAUAGUUUUGAAGUUGAAGUUCCAAAAUCUGUUGCUGCUGCAGUUAAUUUUGCGCCUUUGAGCAUUCAAUUAGCUGAUGCACAUGUGAUAUUUCAGCCACUUCUCAACAGUAUUGGUGUACCAAAUCAAGCACAUAGUACAUCAUUUAGUGCCAUAUUUGGUCCAAAAAUAUCAGUUUCUGGUGCUGUUGAACUGUUAAAAAUAGAUAUAGUAGAGUCCGAAUAUCAGAGCAAUGUACGUCAAAAGAAAAAAACAAAUCGAAAACAAACAAAUAUUCAUGGAAAAUUUUUUAUUGACACUAGCAUGGACACGCCUACAUUUAUUUGUGAUAAAUUUUCUUUAGAAAUGGAACUGCGUGAGACGUUUCAUCAAAAGCCAGAAAGUGUUAGUAAUGAUACUUUAAUAUCUUCACAGCCUUUCAUGUUGAUGUCAAAUGGUUCCAAGCAUUCUACAGUCAUAAAUUUUACAAUUGAUAUAAAUUUUGUUGCUCAGCAAGUUAACAUGCCUUUACUUCGCCUUUUGCACCAAUUCUCAACAAUGUAUGAAAAUAUUAAAGAAACACGUCUUGAGUUAAAAGCAAAUAGGCCAAGUUCAUUUAAAGAAAGUAUCAAGAAUGAAAAGAAGGGUUUUUCGCCUUCAGAAAGUCAAACAGGAAGUUAUCGAAUCAAUUCCCCCCGACCAGCACCGCCAAAAUUUAAUACACCUACUCCAACACCUACAAAAUCAUCAUCAGUUGGUGUUUCCAGCUUAACGGCAGGUAUUCGCAGACCUCACACUCUUUCUCAGAGAUUGAGAGCAAGUACUAAAGGAUACACAAAUUUACAAGAGAUGACUUCAAAAGAAGAACGUUCAUGUAGUCCACUGAGUUUUACUUUGAGCGAGUCAGUAGCUAUUGAUAUACCUGACACAUGCUCAGCCCCUGCCUCUGAGCAUACUUUAUUAGGAGAAGUGAAGGAACUUCAUCCUCGAUGUUGGAGAACAAUGUUUUAUUUAUUGGACCUUUAUGACACUAUGCCUGAACCAAAGACUAUAAAUGAAAGGUGCUCAGCAGCUCAAAUACCACCAGAAAGAAAAUCUCCUGAUGUAUCUGAAGAGUAUAAAGGCAAUGGUAAAUAUGAACCUCUUAAAGAGCAGCAAGUUGAUGCAGAUGUUCCUGAUAGUCAGAUAAAUGGUGCUUUGAAAUCUGGUAAACCAGUGUCGCCAUUACUGGCGAAAGAUCAUUUAAAAGGCUUUACUAAAGCUUUGAUUGUGAGGGACUGGACUCCUUUAGUUGUUUUCGGUGUUGCAACUGUUCACAAAACACGUCUGUUGGCCAUGUUGAGUGGUUUGAAACUUGAAGGAGAACUAAAUGGAUUUCAUUUAAGUUUGACUCAUAAAGAAAGAGUUCGUGGAACAACUCGCAAGUGGAGUGAAUCCUCAUUAGCUGGUCAGCUGGGACAAGCAAUGGUUGUUGUCUUGGAAGGUGUACCUCCUAACCAGCAAACUGUUGUGAAGAUGACUGUGUGCAAAUCUCAGGCAUUGUACUCAAGUCAGAAUAAAAAAGGAAAAGAUCGCAACUCUGCUUUGUUGACAGUUGGGCCUAUAAAUAUUGAUAUACCUCAGCAUCCAGUGGUCUUGCAUGGUAUGAUGACAAGAAGCAGUCGUCAGUUAUCCACCACUCUACAGGAAUUAAGAGCCACAAGGCAACCAUUACGACCCAGUCGCCAAAUUGAUGAGUACAGUGCAAGUGCAGCAAAUCAUUCACCUCAACCACCAUGGGACACCCCUGCUCAAAAUCGGCUACCUGAUUCAGGACAUGAAUUAAUUAAACCUAUUAUUAUACAGUUCAGUAUCAUAUUAGACAGUUUAGCAAUUGGAGCAGCUGUGUUACCAUCUCUUCGAGCACAGUAUCAGAUGGGCAAAGUUACCAGCAUGGGUGUUACAGGAAGUAAAGCAAAAUUUACUGUUGAUCUCCCACAGCAUACAUUAAGCUUCAAUACUAAGGUUCAGCCAUCAGAAGGAAAUAUGCCUUCUUCAGCCAGUGUUGAUCUUCCAUUGGUCCAUAUAUCAGCAGAAUAUAUUCAAGACCCAACAUCUACUAAUACUGCCAUCAACAAAUUGGAAUCAUUUACUGAUGGUGUUGUACUUUGCCAAGGAAGCUAUUUAAGUGCUUUAGCAGAAAUUGGCUCUUUUGAACACAGUUUAACAACUGAUUUACUAAAUCAUUUGGUUCUUGUGCAGAAAGUUUUUAUGAAGGAAGUCAAUGAAGUUCUUCAAAAAAUGUCAGGAGCUGAUAAACCAGUGCCUUUGUGGGGUGACCAGGACAAAUCGACUCACAUGAGACCCAGAAGAUUGCUGUUUUCUCUACUUUUGCGUCUGAAGGGUAUACAAAUUACAGCCACUACACCAACAAGUAGUGCUGUGCGUUUAGAAACUGGUGUGGUUGAACUUCAGCUUUCUAACCGAGUUCAGAAUAUGUCUUCUAGUUGCCCAUAUACAGGUAUUAAUUUUAGUUUGCU